GCGUUAGUGAAUGUGCCUCACAUGGGUAGAAUAGGUCAGGCAGAUUUCCAGACGCCUAUGACUUCGUGAAGGUCCUUUUGUAAGAACAACAUGGCAGCCUUAUGUAGAGUCAGACACCGGUGGAAACGCACCAACUGCAUUCAACUUCUUACGAGAAACUUGACGGGAACGUUUGACUAUGAUCUCGUCGUUAUUGGUGGUGGCUCUGGGGGUCUGGCUUGUUCCAAAGAAGCGGCUCAGCUAGGACAGAAAGUUGCUGUGUUAGAUUAUGUGGAGCCGUCAGUUAAAGGUACUAAGUGGGGCAUUGGUGGUACGUGCGUGAACGUGGGCUGCAUUCCCAAGAAGCUCAUGCACCAGGCUGCUCUGCUGGGCACAGCUCUCAAAGACGCUCAGAAAUAUGGCUGGCAAAUCCCCGGGCCCAUCUCCCAUGACUGGAGUACCAUGGCAGAGGCUGUGCAGAACCACGUCAGGUCUCUCAACUGGGGUCACCGUGUCCAGCUUCAGGACAAGGAAGUGAAGUAUCUGAACGUUAAAGGAAGUCUGUUGGACGAGCACACGGUGAAAGGGUUAACCAGGACAGGAAAAGAGAUUAUGCUGACUGCUAAGAAUAUUGUGAUUGCCACUGGGGGGCGGCCAAAGUACCCCGCACAUAUCCCUGGAGCAGUCGAGCACGGCAUCACUAGUGAUGAUAUCUUCUGGCUGAAGGAGUCCCCUGGCAAGACACUUGUAGUUGGUGCCAGCUAUGUGGCACUGGAGUGUGCUGGCUUCCUGACCGGUAUUGGGCUGGAGACCACAGUCAUGGUGCGCAGCAUCCCCCUCCGAGGCUUUGAUCAGCAAAUGGCAGGGCUAGUGACAGACUACAUGGAGGCCUAUGGCACCAAGUUCUCCUGGAGGAGUGUCCCUAAGAGCGUGGACAAGCUGUCCUCUGGGGUGCUGCAGGUGACCUGGACAGACGAACAGACAGGAAAGGACCAACGGGACACCUUCGACUCUGUGCUGUGGGCCGUAGGCAGAGCCCCUGAAACCGAAACUCUCGGCCUGGAGAAAGUUGGCGUCAAGCUCAACAAAGAGUCGGGGAAAAUACUUGUGGCUGCUGACGAAUCCACAUCUGUGCCGAACAUCUACGCUUUCGGCGAUAUCGGCGAGGGUCGUCCUGAGUUGACCCCCACAGCCAUUAAGGCAGGGAAGCUCCUCGCCCGCAGGCUCGUAGGCCAGACCAAUGAGCUAAUGAACUACGACAACGUCGCCACCACAGUGUUCACCCCUCUGGAGUAUGGCUGUGUGGGCCUGUCAGAGGAGGAGGCUGAGAGCAGACAUGGGAAGGACUCCAUAGAGGUGUACCAUGCCUUCUACAAGCCUCUGGAGUUCACUGUGGCUGAGAGAGAUGCCAGCCAGUGUUACAUAAAGGUGGUGUGUAAGCGGGGUGGAGACCAGAGAAUCCUCGGCCUGCACUUCACUGGCCCCAACGCUGGAGAAGUUACCCAGGGCUUUGCUAUGGGCUUCCAGUGUGGGGCCACCCUCACUCACCUGAAGGAGACCGUGGGGAUCCACCCCACUUGUGCCGAGGAGCUGACCAAAGUCAAUGUCAGCAAGCGCUCUGGGCUGGAUGCCACGGUUACCGGCUGCUGAGGUUAAGCACCCCCUUCUCUGAACACACCUGAGCACAUGGGAAGGAACCUCCUCGUAGAGACAGGGAAUGUGUCCCUAAUGUCACCCUCCUCUAUGUAGUGCACUACUUUCAACCAGGGCCCAUAGGGCUCUGGUCAAAAGUAGUGCACUAGAAAGGCAAUAUGGUCCCAUUAGAGACGCAUACAGGGAAGUAAUUGUAAUGCAUAUACACCCUAGCCACCUCAUAACGGUCCAUGUAGAAGCUCUCUCUCUCUCUCCACUCCGUCUUAUCAUUGCAGGUUCCUCCAGGUCAUGACUGCAAUGCUAUAUCUAGGUAAGGCUAGAUUUGUGUCAGGUUUGACUAGUGGUCACAUUAACCAGGCCAUGGUUACCCAAUGUAGCCCCUUAAUGUAUGUAGUAUGUCCCCUUCUCCCAUGUUGAAGGCCAUAAGGAGUUCUAGACCCACAGGUUCGUGAAAACGUCCAGACACGAGCAGCAUCCUUCAAAUAAACUGGCUCAUAAAUCAGAAUUAGGGCCCAUUCCAGUUUGUUGAAAAUAACUGUAUAAGAGAGAGAAAGCCGGGCAACUAAUGUUUCUGAAAUAUAUUCAGCAAAUAUUGUUGUUUCUCCUCCUGUUCUUCCUGUCCAUUAGUCUUGAAAGUGACACAUGCGUUGCCCGGGUGACACUGAUGGAUGGGCCAAGGGCCGUCGCCGCGGUGACACCACCCGUUUCCCAUGGACACACACAAACAGUCGGCGGGCAGGCUGUCAGUCAGAGAGGUGCAGAGCAGCACAGGGCCCAGUCUGGGCCAGAGUGCAGAGCCCUUGAUUAGGCCUCUACUCAUUCCAGCACUCUGCCCCCCUCUCACCUCCCCUCAACCCCAAUGCACAAAGGAAUACAGUGGGACUACAAUAACAAUCUCUGUCAGUCUGUGUGUGGGGACGCCUUGGCCAGAAACCUCUGGCAACCCAAUCCCUCUAUGGGAGAGAUGGAGGGAAAGAAACUGCCUGGGCCACAGUGGUGGCAGUACCAAAUGCUGCCUAAAGGUGGCGGUAUUGCCCUCUUAUUUUCUUCGGAAAACCUGCUAGUAAAGAAAUGAUAGGGUAGUGAAGUCGGUGUAUAAUGAAUAAGCCCGGGCACAUUCAAGGUGCACAUUGGAAUAUUUUAAUCCUUAUUUGAGAUGUCUGUUAUGGAAUGGAUGUGGAGACCAUGGAGGCAUUUGUAGCGCUAACUGAUAACAUUGUGUAUUUACACGGCUGGCAGUUUAGCCCACAAAGUCAUCACACUCUGAGAUAAGGCCGAUUUGUUUAUUUCACUUAACUGCCAUUAUACUAUUGUGAUUUUUACCAGUCACGUAAAUGAUGUCGUACUAUUUCAGUCUUCAAACAUGUCAAGUACACCAGUCCACUCUUCACCCAAUCAUCCUUUCCUACAAGUCCUGAAAGCAGAGAACUAUGCAGUGCUGGACUGAGCUGGACAGGUCAUGCAGUCGUGGUGGGGAACGGUGGAGCUGAGAGGAGCUAAGAGCAGGGCACUGGGCUGGUUUAUUUGUGUUUGAACUCUAAUCUGCCAUGCCUGAUUAAUGAUCCUGAUGAGGGGAGUGACAGCGCACUGCUCAGGAUGAUGGAGGGAGGGGAGAGAGGAGAGCAACAGCGCUACCAGGUUUAUUUGGACCUGGGGUUGAGGCAGGGAGAGCGAGGGAUGCAGCCAGACCAGGGGAAGAGGGGGAUGGAGAGGUGAAGGAGGAGGUGUAGAAGGAAGGGGCGAUUCCUGUGUGCUCCGUUCAGGGACGGGGUGCUGACUGAAGGACCCUGACCCCCCGCUCGGCAGGAACAGCUUGACUCCAUCACCCACUACACAUGCUGAGGCUGGGACCAUCCAACACACACUGCCUGGGUGUAUUUAGCCAGGCAAAUGAGUAUAUGCCUCAUCUUAACGAGGCACUCAGUCCAGAGAGCAGGCUGCUGCUGCUGGGCUCAAGGCAAAGUUGUUGAUCCCAUCUAACAGUAAGUUCCUGUAUUUUCUGCAUGAAGCUGCCCAAACGCACAAGUCAGAAUCAUAUUUAUGACAAACAUUAAUUUGUUAUUGUAUUGUUUGAAAUGUCUCUGUUAAUUGUUGUUGAUAGACAAAAGUGCCUUGGGCCUAGGGGCUUAAAUGUGAGCGUAGAAUCAGCCUCAGCCUUGCAGAAUGUAAUGCUUAGUUCCUCACAGGGGUCAGGGUUCAACUUUCAGGUCGCCAGCUAAUGAUAACUUGCGCUAAAACCCACAUCUGGGGAGGGCAUGUCUGAUGACACCUGGCGACCAACUUUAGUUACUGUAAAUAGAGUAGCCUAAUUCACAAUGACGCUUUGUAUUGCAUUAUUUAUAUGUAAAGAAUAAAAAUAAGAAUAAAAUAUGAGAAUGCACUGAUGUCUCCCAUUAAAAUAAUGAUGUCCUCUGUUUCAA
Molecule: messenger RNA, 4052 nt
Organism: Oncorhynchus keta (chum salmon)
Lineage: Eukaryota; Metazoa; Chordata; Actinopteri; Salmoniformes; Salmonidae
Product: thioredoxin reductase 2, mitochondrial-like
Exons: 17
Coding region: 91-1629 (512 amino acids)
Biological process (GO): cell redox homeostasis; glutathione metabolic process; cellular response to oxidative stress
Cellular component (GO): cytosol; mitochondrion
Molecular function (GO): flavin adenine dinucleotide binding; glutathione-disulfide reductase (NADPH) activity; thioredoxin-disulfide reductase (NADPH) activity
Source: RefSeq, a predicted model, not a curated record